This is a messenger RNA of Copidosoma floridanum, 1157 nucleotides long. RefSeq lists its product as uncharacterized. The record is from RefSeq and is a predicted model, not a curated record. Lineage: Eukaryota; Metazoa; Arthropoda; Insecta; Hymenoptera; Encyrtidae.
AUGGACGAAGAGCUGUGUAUCAUGAUUCAUGAUUCCCAUGUUGCACACUUUGACAAAAACACCAAUGGACAUGUUAAAUCAACUGAGAGACGGGCUGAAAAGCUUAGGCGUGUUACUUUCGAUUAUCUCCUCUUUCUCACGAGGGAUCAAUUAGAAGCUGCUGUUGGUGGAUUUGGAAAUGUUCCUAUUAGUGCAGAAAAACAACUGUUAAUAGCAUUAUGGAUUUUGGGAACACCUGAUUCCUACAGAUCUGUGACCUCUAAAUUUGGUGUUGCAAAGUCAACAGCGUGGAAAAGUACGUUCAGAGUUGUUAAAGUGCUCUGCAACUAUCGAAAUUAUUUUAUUAGGUGGCCUUCUCAUGAGGAAGCUCAAGAAACAGCUGUACGAAUCCAAGAGGCUCAUGGGUUUCCUGGUGUAAUCGGGGCCUUGGAUGGUACCCAUAUUAAUAUAUCGGCUCCCAAAAAUGAUCCAAACGCAUACAUUAACAGAAAAGGCAAACACUCCAUACAAUUACAGGUCAUAUGCAACGACAAGUUGGAAUUCAUGCACUGUUACGUGGGCAUGCCUGGGUCUGUGCAUGAUAUGAGAGUCUUCAAGUAUUCUGGUGUACAAGAUAAGUGCACUGACGAAUAUUUUCCAAACGAUUGUCACAUCCUAGCUGAUGCAGCUUACACUAUUCAGAAAUGUAUUAUGGUUCCCUUCAAAGACAAUGGGCAUCUCAGCAGAGAAGAAACUCUUUUUAAUACCAACUUGUCGAGAAUACGUACUAUGGUAGAGCGUUGUAUUGGACUCUUGAAGAUGAGAUGGAGAAUUCUUUUGGAUAAAGUACCAAUGCGACGGACUGAUCUCUUACCAUUCUACAUUUUAGCUACUUGUGUCUUGCACAACAUUUGUUUAAAAAGAGAGGAUACGUUUGAGUAUCCUAUCGUUAUACCAGACACUGAAAAUGAGUAUCCAGAGCCCCUCGCAGUAAAUGCUGAUCAAAAGAGACUAGGAGAAGCUAAGAGACGGGAAUUAGUGCUGACACUGCAAAGAAAUAGAGACAUAUAAAAAUGUAUAUUCUAUAUGAGUGAUCUUCAGAUAAACUGUCGUAUCGUGCUUUCGUAUAUUUACAUGUUACCACUCUAUUUAUUAAUAAUGUAAAUUUUUACAUCAAU